Molecule: messenger RNA, 2541 nt
Organism: Mustela lutreola (European mink)
Lineage: Eukaryota; Metazoa; Chordata; Mammalia; Carnivora; Mustelidae
Gene: MCM7
Product: minichromosome maintenance complex component 7
Exons: 16
Coding region: 358-2376 (672 amino acids)
Biological process (GO): DNA replication initiation; double-strand break repair via break-induced replication; DNA strand elongation involved in DNA replication
Cellular component (GO): nucleus; MCM complex
Molecular function (GO): ATP hydrolysis activity; single-stranded DNA binding; single-stranded DNA helicase activity
Source: RefSeq, a predicted model, not a curated record
CAGUGGCGGGAGAGGGGGUGGGGUGGAGCACGGGCCUAGUGGAGAGGUUGAGGAGCCCGAAAGAAAAGGCGGACUCUUGGGCGUGGAAGAAAAGCUGAGAACCUUGAGCUCGGAGUGUGUGGCGGAGUGCGGGAGCCCUUUGGGAAAGGGGUAAGAACGGACUUGUGAGAAGGAGUUCUGUUCUACUUGGGGAGAAUUACAAAGGCUUUCUUCGAUGUUCAUGUAAACUGAUUACUUCAUACAUUUUAAAAGGUUAAGAAAUUCCUACAGGAGUUUUAUCAGGAUGAUGAAUUUGGCAAGAAACAGUUCAAAUAUGGGAACCAGUUGGUUCGACUGGCUCAUCGGGAGCAAGUGGCAAUGUACGUAGACCUAGACGAUGUAGCUGAGGACGACCCUGAGUUGGUGGACUCCAUCUGUGAGAACGCCAGGCGCUAUGUAAGGCUCUUCGCCGACGCUGUGCAGGAGCUGCUUCCUCAGUACAAGGAGAGGGAGGUGGUAAACAAAGAUGUUCUGGAUGUUUACAUCGAGCACCGGCUGAUGAUGGAGCAGCGUAGCCGUGACCCUGGGGCAGCCCGAAGCCCGCAAAACCAGUACCCCCCUGAGCUCAUGCGCAGAUUCGAGCUGUACUUUCAAGGCCCAAGCAGUAACAAGCCUCGUGUGAUCCGGGAAGUGCGGGCUGACUCUGUGGGGAAAUUGGUCACUGUGCGUGGAAUUGUCACUCGUGUCUCUGAAGUCAAACCCAGAAUGGUGGUGGCCACUUACACUUGUGACCAGUGUGGGGCGGAGACCUACCAGCCGAUCCAGUCCCCUACUUUCAUGCCUCUGAUCAUGUGCCCGAGCCAAGAGUGCCAGACCAACCGCUCAGGAGGGCGGCUGUAUCUGCAAACACGCGGCUCCAAAUUCAUCAAAUUCCAGGAGAUGAAGAUGCAGGAACAUAGUGACCAAGUGCCUGUGGGAAACAUCCCUCGGAGCAUCACGGUGCUGGUAGAAGGCGAGAACACGAGGCUCGCCCAGCCCGGGGACCACGUCAGUGUCACUGGUAUCUUCUUGCCGAUCCUGCGCACUGGGUUCCGACAGGUAGUACAGGGUCUCCUCUCUGAAACCUACCUGGAGGCCCAUCGGGUCGUGAAGAUGAACAAGAGCGACGACGACGAGGCUGUGGCAGGAGAGCUGAGCGCGGAGGAGCUGAGGCACAUUGCAGAGGAGGAUUUCUAUGAGAAGCUGGCGGCCUCCAUCGCCCCAGAGAUCUAUGGGCACGAAGACGUGAAAAAGGCUCUGCUGCUUCUGCUGGUGGGAGGGGUCGACCAGUCUCCUCGGGGCAUGAAGAUCAGGGGCAACAUCAACAUCUGCCUGAUGGGGGAUCCCGGUGUGGCCAAGUCUCAGCUCCUGUCUUACAUCGAUCGCCUGGCGCCCCGCAGCCAGUACACCACGGGCCGGGGCUCCUCGGGAGUGGGGCUCACAGCAGCUGUGCUCAGAGACUCGGUGACCGGAGAGCUGACCUUGGAGGGCGGGGCCCUGGUGCUGGCCGACCAGGGCGUGUGCUGCAUCGACGAGUUUGACAAGAUGGCGGAGGCCGACCGCACGGCCAUCCACGAGGUCAUGGAGCAGCAGACCAUCUCCAUUGCCAAGGCCGGCAUUCUCACCACGCUCAACGCCCGCUGUUCCAUCCUGGCUGCCGCCAACCCUGCCUAUGGGCGCUACAACCCUCGCCGCAGCCUGGAGCAGAACAUACAGCUUCCUGCUGCCCUGCUCUCCCGAUUCGACCUCCUGUGGCUGAUCCAGGACCGGCCUGACCGGGACAAUGACUUACGGUUGGCCCAGCACAUCACCUACGUGCACCAGCACAGCCGCCAGCCCCCAGCCCAGUUUGAACCCUUGGACAUGAAGCUGAUGAGACGUUACAUCGCCACGUGCCGGGAGCAGCAGCCCACGGUGCCGGAGUCUCUGGCCGACUACAUCACGGCCGCGUACGUGGAGAUGAGGCGGGAGGCCUGGGCCAGCAAGGACGCCACCUACACUUCCGCCCGGACCCUGCUGGCCAUCCUGCGGCUGUCCACGGCUCUGGCGCGGCUGCGGAUGGUGGACACGGUGGAGAAGGAAGAUGUGAACGAAGCCAUCAGGCUCAUGGAGAUGUCCAAGGACUCCCUGCUGGGCGACAAGGGGCAGGCGGCGAGGACCCAGAGGCCUGCGGAUGUGAUAUUUGCCACUGUGCGGGAGCUGGUCUCCGACGGCCGGAGCGUGCGCUUUGCAGAGGCGGAGCAGCGCUGCAUCUCCCGGGGCUUCACCCCUGCCCAGUUCCAAGCGGCGCUCGAUGAGUACGAGGAGUUAAACGUCUGGCAGGUUAAUACUGCCCGGACACGGAUCACUUUUGUCUGAGUCCAUCCUGCUGGUGAGACUCAGCGUUCCGUGUGGUGAUCCCCGCCCCCCAAAAGAGCCCAUGGUGCCUUUGAGGGGAAAAGAGGACCCCCUCGUUUCUCCUGAACUACACUCGUUUUAUUCUUUUUGCUAAUAAAGUGUUUGUAGGUUGCUUUAUUCUAUUCA